ACUGGGGGUGCCUGCGGGAGCCGCCGUCGCCGCUGCCGCGGAGGAGAAGGAGGAGGAGGUGGCUGCCGCCGAGGAGUCCCUUGCUGAAGGCGGACCACGGAGCGGCGGGCGGCGCGCGCGCGCUCGAGAGGCGGCUGUUAGAGAAGUGGAGCGGCGGCCGCGGGGGGAGGAGGAGGAGGAGGGACUGAGCGGCGGCGGCCCCCGCGUCCCGGUGCCUCUAUGGGGGAAGCAGACAAUGGAUUAUGAUUUCAAGGCGAAGCUGGCGGCGGAGCGGGAGCGGGUGGAGGAUUUGUUUGAGUACGAAGGGUGCAAAGUGGGACGCGGCACCUACGGGCACGUCUACAAGGCGAGGCGGAAAGAUGGAAAAGAUGAAAAGGAAUAUGCACUGAAGCAGAUUGAAGGCACAGGAAUAUCCAUGUCGGCUUGUAGAGAGAUUGCACUUUUACGAGAAUUGAAGCACCCUAAUGUGAUCGCGUUGCAGAAGGUAUUCCUUUCUCACAGCGACAGGAAGGUGUGGCUGCUGUUUGAUUAUGCAGAACAUGACUUGUGGCAUAUUAUUAAGUUUCACCGUGCUUCGAAAGCAAAUAAAAAACCCAUGCAGUUGCCAAGAUCUAUGGUUAAAUCCUUACUUUACCAGAUUCUCGAUGGUAUCCAUUACCUCCAUGCAAAUUGGGUGCUUCACAGAGACUUGAAACCAGCAAAUAUCCUAGUAAUGGGAGAAGGUCCUGAAAGGGGGAGAGUCAAAAUAGCUGACAUGGGUUUUGCCAGGUUAUUCAAUUCUCCUCUAAAGCCACUAGCAGAUUUGGAUCCAGUGGUUGUGACAUUUUGGUAUCGGGCUCCAGAACUUUUGCUUGGUGCAAGGCAUUACACAAAGGCCAUUGAUAUAUGGGCAAUAGGUUGCAUAUUUGCCGAAUUGUUGACUUCCGAACCUAUUUUUCACUGUCGUCAGGAAGAUAUAAAAACAAGCAAUCCCUUUCAUCAUGAUCAACUAGAUCGGAUAUUUAGUGUCAUGGGGUUUCCAGCAGAUAAAGACUGGGAAGAUAUUAGAAAGAUGCCAGAAUACCCCACACUUCAAAAAGACUUUAGAAGAACAACGUAUGCCAACAGUAGCCUCAUCAAGUACAUGGAGAAACACAAGGUCAAGCCUGACAGCAAAGUGUUCCUCUUGCUUCAGAAACUUCUUACUAUGGAUCCAACCAAGAGAAUUACCUCGGAGCAAGCUCUGCAGGACCCCUAUUUUCAGGAGGACCCCUUGCCAACCUUAGAUGUAUUUGCUGGCUGCCAGAUUCCCUACCCCAAACGAGAAUUCCUUAAUGAAGAUGAACCUGAAGAGAAAGGUGACAAGAAUCAACAACAGCAGCAGAACCAGCAUCAGCAGACCACAGCUCCUCCACAGCAGGCAGCAGCCCCUCCGCAGGCGCCCCCGCCACAGCAGAACAGCACCCAGACCAAUGGGACCACGGGCGGGGCCGGGGCUGGGGUGGGGGGUGCCGGAGCGGGGCUGCAGCACAGCCAGGACUCUGGCCUGAACCAGGUGCCUCCCAGCAAGAAACCACGGCUCGGGCCUUCAGGCACAAACUCAGGCGGGCCUGUCAUGCCCUCAGAGUAUCAGCACUCCAGUUCUCGCCUGAAUUACCAAAGCAGCGUUCAGGGAUCCUCUCAGUCCCAGAGCACACUAGGCUACUCCUCCUCGUCCCAGCAGAGCUCACAGUACCACUCAUCUCACCAGGCCCAUCGGUACUGACCCGCUGCACUCCGCCCAGGCCGGCCCAGAGCACAGACUCCAGCAAUAUGAUGUCUGCAUGGAAAAGAACCCAAACCUACAAACUGUGACGCCGUUUAAAACUUGUAUACUUGGGAGGAAAACUUUAUAUACUGAGCAUUUUGCAAGACUAAUACCUCUUCUUUAUUAACUUAAAGAAGAUCCUUGUGAAGUUUCCCCAGCACCCCGUCCCCGCAUGUGUUCCAUUGUGACUUCUCUGAUGCAGCGUCUGAUCUAAUCCCAGCACUUCUGUAACCUUCAGCAUUUUUUUUUUUUUGAAGGAUUUCCUGGUGCACCUUUCUCAUGCUGUAGCAAUCAUGAUGAUUUACCUUUUUGAAGCUCUUUUAAUAGGAUUUUAAUGUUUUAGAAACAGGAUUCCAGUGGUGUAUAGUUUUAUACUUCAUGAACUGAUUUAGCAACACAGGUGAAAAUGCACCUUUUAAAAGCACCACGUUGUUUUCACAGACUAUAACUGUUUUGCUCAUGGAAGUCUUAAACAGAAACUGUUACUGUCCCAAAGUACUUUACUAUCACGUUUUUAUUUAUCUAGUUUCAGGGAAGGUCAAAAUAAAAAAAGACAAGUGGUGGGACAGGAAAUCUACAACCAAAACCAGCCCAGAGCUCUGCAGUGACUGGGCUUCAUGCUGUAAAGAACUGAAGUGUGUGGUAAUUUCUAUAUAAUCAUCCAUAUGGAACAUAGUUCCUAGGAUCAUCUUAUUCUGAAUAGUGUUCAGUAAUUAAGAAUUAUAAUUUUAACCUUCAUGUAGCUGAGCCUACCUAAAAAAGGGUUCCAAGAGCUUUGAUGAAAUAUAAGUCUCUGGUGACCCACACCAAAAUGCUGAAGAGAGUAUCAGCUGCACUAGGAUUUCUUUAAGGAGUAAUUUUGAUCAAAGGAUGUGUUCCUUCCCUUUGAAGGAAAAGCUUUUAGCCUGCAUUGUACAUAAAGUUGGCUUCUCUAAAGAACUGUUGGUUUCUUCGUACCUGGGUCUACGUGAGUAACUCUCUUACAUAAUCAAGGGUAUUCAAGUAGAAGCCUGCAAAUUAAUCUGCUUUUAAAAUAAAGAGCAGUGUUCUCCAUUUGUAUUUGCAUUAGACAUAGAAUGACUAUUUUUAAAGCAUGUUAAAAAUGUAGGUUUUAUUCAUGUUUAAAGUAUGUAUUAUGAAUGCUUAAUUUUGCUGUUGUUACUGAAACUUAAAUUCUACCAAGAAUCUUUUCAUUGCACUGAAUGCUUUCUUUUGCCCCUAGGAGAAAACUUAAUAAUUGUGCCUAAAAACUAUGGGCAGAUAGUAUAAGACUAUACUAGAUAAAGUGAAUAUUUGCAUUUCCAUUAUCUAUGAAUUAGCGGCUAAGUUCUUUCUUAGCUGCUUUAAGGAGCCCCUCACUCCCCAGAGUCAAGAGGAAGUGUAAAGACUUGGAGCUCCCCUUAAUGUAAUGUGUGGGACAAGCAAUUUGUGUUCUUCUGAAUGCUACUAGCAGCACCAGCCUUGUUUUAAGUGUUUUGCUAGAAGAAAUAGCUGAUUGUUGUAUAUGCAAAUUAUAUGCAUUUUUUAAAACUAUUCUUUGUGAACUUAUCUACCUGGUUAUGAUACUCUGGGUCCAUACACAAGUAAAAUAAGAUGUUAGACAAAAGCCAGUAUACAUUUUGCACUAUUGAUGUGAUACUGUAGCCAGCCAGGACCUUACUGAUCUCAGCAUAAUAAUGCUUAUUAAUAAUAAAGACUGUCUAGUGACACUCAUCAAGACGAAAGAUGAAGCAGGUGACAUGUUCCAUUGGAAGGAAUUUCUGAUCAUCUCCAUGCUAUUUUACCCCUUCCAUUCUUUUUAAAAUAAGAAAUUAACAGCCUUCCACACCAUGUAGCUGUCUGCAUACAGUUGUGUCCUGUGCCCCACGGCCUCAUGGUCCAGAGCUCACUGCACCCUCAGCCUGUUUCCUGUGCUCGGUGGGAAACACAAAGGGCAGGGUGCACUUUAUUCCUCACAGAGCUUACGACCAGUUUGGGGACAGUGAGCUCUCCUGGGAUGUCUGUGCCAUGUGAUGGUACGGAGGUCCUUUUGUUUAUUUCUAGACUCACUGGGAAAGUUAUAAUCCUAAAUUCUGCUCUAUGGAGAAGAGCAUCACGGAGGAUUUCUGUGUCUGUCCACCUUGGAGAAAGCCAGUGAUGAUGGACAUCCCAAAGGGCACCCACGGACAUUUGAAAUGUUCACAGCAGCCCUGCAACAACAACCACCGGGUGGCUCUUGUAGGCAGAACACGCUCUGCUAAUUGACUGGGUAAUUACAAUGAAAGUAGCAGCUCUGCUCCUGCCCUCAAGGGAGCUUAAGAUUAAUAAAAGAAGACAAACUCAAAUAUAAACACACACCAAAAUGCCAUGCCCCUUAAUACUUUAUAAGCAACUUUGCCACACGGAUCUUAUGGUAUGUGCUUGUACAUUCACAGGACUGCCCUGCUUUCCUUGUGUAUAAUGGAUUUUAUGUGAGGGCAGUGGUGGCACCGAGACCAGUACAUAGCGGCACUGGGUACUCUUUCUCCAGUACCCAGCCAGAAACCCCCAUUACUCAUGUGGCUGGGUUUCUUGUCACCACACUGCCAUGGCCUUUUUCUCCUCUUUCUUACCUCACAGUUGAUGUUGCCCACUGGUUCCUAUCACCCUUUGAAGUAAUUUUGGUUCAUAAUUUCCUUUCUCUAUAGAGGGGAACAGAGCCUUUAACACACCGAAGGGACCUAAAAUUGUGGGACCUCUAAGGAGACCCGUAUGCUUUUUGAGGACAAAAUUACCUUCGUGGUCUCCCAAUGACCAUAUUCUUUAAAAAAUGCAUUAGAUAUUGUUACACCUCAGCCGUGGGAACACCAAACCUAGGGAGGUUAUUAGAAGGAAGGAGGGAAUCAAAGUGAAGGUUUUCUGUUGUCAGAUUACUACAGACCAGUUUUAAAGUUACCUUUCUGGGGAGGUGUGCAUUUGGGAAAGGGGAUUGGCGAGUUUCAGGACAGAUGAGCCCAAGAUGUGGCGGCUUGGUGCAGGGCUGAUGCUCUGAGCUGCAACGGUCCGUGUGAUGAAGGACAUCACGCCGUGACGUACAAAAACCAAGGGUUGUGUCUAUUUUUAUAUCGGUGUUUUGAGACUGUAGUACUUAGAAUUUUGGCCUUCUGCACUAUUCUUUUGCUCGUUCAAAUGUAGUAGGAAUGGAAAGGGAUGACGUUUUCAUACGUGUUCGGCUUCAUUCCUGGUGAAGCAACUGCUGGUUGGUCCCUAUGUCUCUAAAAUGAUGCUGUUUUCUCUGCCAAAAGUAAAGGAAAAGAAAAAAAGAGUUGGAGAAUAAGACUUGUAGCUUGAUAUGCUUUCAAAAAAAAUUAUGUAGCAGAAACUAUAUGAUGAAGGAGGAAUUCUGUGAAAAUUGCAAAUCCAAAACUCUGGUGAUGUCUUCCUAGGGAGUGAAACGGCAGUUCGACUCACAGAGACUUGAAGGAUUCAAGGAAAAGUAAUAUUUUAUAUAAAACAUAGCAGUUCAGGUCCCCAUAAUCCUCAAGAAUAGUUACAAAAACCAUAAAACAAAACUCAAUUGUUCUAGGAUUUUUAAAAAAUGUGUUGUACCUAAGGCCAUACUUACUCUUCUAUGCUAUCACUGCGAAGGAGUGAUAUGUUUGUAUUAUACGAUUAAAAAAAUCCUUAAUGCACUGUUAUCUCCUAAAUAUUUAGUAAAUUAAUACUAUUUAAUUUUUUAAAGAUUUGUCUGUGUAGACACUAAAAGUAUUACACAAAAUCUGGACUGAAGGUGUCCUUUUUAACAGCAAUUUAAAGUACUUUUUAUAUAUGUUAUGUAGUAUAUCCUUUAUAAACUGGCUAGUUUGUAUUUCCUAUAAUUCCUAUUUGUGAAGUGUACCAGUUCUCGUCUCUUUUUUCAGUCAUUUUCUGCACGCCUCCCUCUUUAUAUGAUGAUAGAGAUGACGGUAGCUUUCCACACUCCACUGCAAGGGGUGUGCUUGGAGCUGGCUGCGCCCCAGCAAGCUCUGUGGGGUGCAGGACGAGCUGCCACUUUGCAGGGAGUGUUUUCUUGCUUUUGAGUUGUUCUGACAUUCUUAUCGAAAUGACUGUUAAAACUAAAAUAAAUUACAUUGCAUUUAUUUUAUAUUCUUGGUUGAAAUAAAAUGUAAUUGACUU
Molecule: messenger RNA, 5920 nt
Organism: Nycticebus coucang (slow loris)
Lineage: Eukaryota; Metazoa; Chordata; Mammalia; Primates; Lorisidae
Gene: CDK19
Product: cyclin dependent kinase 19
Exons: 13
Coding region: 236-1744 (502 amino acids)
Biological process (GO): protein phosphorylation
Cellular component (GO): nucleus; mediator complex; cytosol
Molecular function (GO): RNA polymerase II CTD heptapeptide repeat kinase activity; cyclin-dependent protein serine/threonine kinase activity; ATP binding
Source: RefSeq, a predicted model, not a curated record